Diospyros lotus (date-plum) is the source of this 998-nucleotide messenger RNA. RefSeq lists its product as uncharacterized. Lineage: Eukaryota; Viridiplantae; Streptophyta; Magnoliopsida; Ericales; Ebenaceae. The record is from RefSeq and is a predicted model, not a curated record.
CCCGGUGAGCCGGAAACGAUCAACGCCUGAUUGAUGGACGGUCUCGAAGACAUUAGCCCUCUUCGCCCUGCCCACAAUUUCCGAAGCUUUUCCUUUCAUCUUGCUCCCAAUGGCAACUCACUGCCGAAGCAAAUCUGGCUUGAGAUGGAUGAUAAUGAUCAGUCGACCUCAAAUUCAAAUGCAACGUCUAUAAUCUCAGAGUUUGAUCCCGAGGUCAUUUCCACUUUCAGGGAAGUCCUCGAAGAGCUCCCUCCGGCGAGCCCGUUUCGCGUCAAUCCACGGAUCGAAAACCAGCCGACCAUCGCCGGAAGUGUCUCGCCAUUGGAGGACGAGAAGAAGUUCAAGGGCGACACUGGGAAGUUGAAUAAAGAGAGGGUAAUUUUGUACUACACAAGCCUGCGAGGGGUGAGGAAAACAUACGAGGAUUGUUGCCAUGUUCGGGUGAUUCUGAAAGGGACCGGCGUGCGAGUCGACGAGAGAGACGUUUCGAUGCAUUCGGGGUUCAAGGAGGAGCUAAGAGAGCUUCUGGGAGGUGGGUUCGCCAGCGGCGGCUUGCCGAGGGUGUUCCUGGGGAAAAACUACAUCGGCGGGGCUGAGGAAAUCCGGCGGAUGCACGAGGAGGGCCAGCUCGAGAAGCUGCUGGAUUGCUGCGAAAUGGUGGAUGACGGCGGCGCUGGCGCCGGCGUGUGUGAGGCGUGUGGUGAUAUAAGGUUUGUGCCAUGCGAGACGUGUUCAGGGAGCUGCAAGAUCUUCUACGAAGAAGAAGAAGAAGAAGAAGAAGAAGAAGAAGAAGAAGAAUGUGAUCGUGGGAGUGAAUAUGGCUUCCAAAGAUGCCCAUAUUGCAAUGAAAAUGGGAUCAUCCGCUGCCCUAUUUGCUGUGAUUGAUCAGAUGGAAGAUUUCAGAACCUUCUUUCUUUCUUCUUCGAUCCUUAUUUGUUUCUGGUUUUUAUCCAUAUGCUGCUUGUAUCCAGUGAUCUCAUGGCCUAACUAGAUUGGCA